AUGGGACACUCACAUGCCCAAGGCUGGGCAAGCGGCUCUCGGGUCAGGGUUCUGAGAAGAGCUUUGUUUACAUUUGAUUCGAUUCGUACAGGCUCGACAGAAGCGCCGUUUGGAAAUGACGGGGCAGAUCUAUGGAUACGGCCCACGACAGCCAAUAUAAAUUUUCGCCAUCCUUGA
Molecule: messenger RNA, 177 nt
Organism: Colletotrichum paranaense
Lineage: Eukaryota; Fungi; Ascomycota; Sordariomycetes; Glomerellales; Glomerellaceae
Exons: 1
Coding region: 1-177 (58 amino acids)
Source: RefSeq, a predicted model, not a curated record